Molecule: messenger RNA, 4997 nt
Organism: Etheostoma spectabile (orangethroat darter)
Lineage: Eukaryota; Metazoa; Chordata; Actinopteri; Perciformes; Percidae
Product: DENN domain-containing protein 11
Exons: 9
Coding region: 375-1880 (501 amino acids)
Cellular component (GO): cytoplasm
Source: RefSeq, a predicted model, not a curated record
GCACAGGGUGCAUUCAAGAAGCCACAACGGUGUCGUGUUCCCAGAUGUUCAAUAGCUGUUCGUAGUCAAAGCAAUGUGACACUUCUGGUGAACUGUUUUGAAUGCAACUCACAUUAGACGAAGGAGUUGCCCUCUCCCAACAGCAUCAAAUUUAUGAUCACCUCAGACAAGAAAGAUUAUAAAGAUAGAUGUGAAAGCUGUUGUACGUAACAUUAAUUUGAUGCAGAAUGCGACCAUUCUGAACAGUUCAGAAUAACUUUGCAAUGCGGGAAUUGCUCUGAGCUGUUAUUAUCACCGGAUGGACCUUGGUGCUUGUCGGCUGAAACAUAAUUUACAAUCCGCUGUGAGACUGACGAGGCGGGACCGCCGACAGGAUGGUGGAGCGGUCGGACCGAGCACCUCUGCUGGACUGGGAGGAGGUUCCGUCCACGGAGAAGCCUGGCGGAGCGGCACCGGCUGCAACACACUCCAAGGACCGAGUGGCGAGCCCCUGCAACAGCCGUGCCUCGUCGGGAUGCUCCGCGCCGGGGCUUGGGUGGAGCAGCAGUCCAGGGGGUCCCACUCCCAGCAGGUCCGUCUCCAACGCAGACGGCUGCAGCGCCCCACCCGCGACCUCCAACACCCCGCAGGGCAAGAAGGAAGCCCUGCAUCCCGACAACGAGGAGCAUCUCUCGGAUUCAGGAUCGGGGGAGGUGUCGCUAGAGGACAGGAUGGUGAAAUGGGAGGAAAAGGACCAGAUUGUGUCGGUCUUUGUGGUUACAUUUAAUACCAGAUCAGGAAACAUGCUGGAGUGGUGUCUGCCCAAAGACAUUGACCUAGAGGGAGUGGAGUUCAAAGCCAUCGCCAGCGGCUCCCACCGAGUCACCACAGACUUCAUCUACUUCCGGAAGGGCUGCUACUUUGGCCUGGCCUGCUUUGCUAACAUGGCGGUGGAGAGCACGGUGGAGAGGGGCGCGAGGAUGAAGUCGGUGGGGAUCCUGUCUCCUUCCUACACCUUGCUCUACCGCUACAUGAGCUUCCUGGAGCACCAGGUCAGGCUCCAGCUUCAGUCCCCAGGCCACUACUCUCCCCUGGAGGCCUUCUAUGAGGACAAGAGAGCACUGCUGCCCCCCGGUGGUGAUGGUGUUGUUAUUGCAUGCCCAGCCAAUGCCUGGGGAGCUGCAAUCAACCACAGCAUGCACCCUGAAAUGAAGAUCACCCACCCAGCAGGCUGCAUGUCCCAGUUCAUCCGCUUCUUUGGGGAGCAGAUCAUGGUGCUGUGGAAACUGGCUCUCCUCCGCAGACGCAUCCUCAUCUUCUCCCCUCCCCCUGUGGGCGUGGUCUGCUACAGAGUGUACUGCUGCUGUUGCCUGGCAAACAUCUCCAUCCCCGGGAUCGGCGUGGCUGUGCCCGAGUUCCGCCCUUUCUUCUACGUUAACGUGGCCGAUAUCAGCGCCCUGGAGAACGAGCUGUCCUACGUGGCGUGUACUACUGAGAAGAUCUUUGAGGAGAAGAAGGAUCUGUAUGACGCGUAUGUAGACAAUCAGAAUGUAAAGACCUGCAGGGACGGCCUGAAGCCUCUGCUCCGCCUCAGCACAGCAGACAGGGAGAAAUAUCGCAAACUUACGGAACAGAGGCAGAUGUUGCUAUACUCUCAGGAGGAGAAUGGAGACUGUGUGUCCAGUGAAGAGGAUCUCUUUAUUCUGUUUUUCCUGGAGCAGAACAACAGGAUUUUCCAGACCCUCAGCGAGGUGGCAGGGAGUCCGGAUCCCAUGCUGACCCAGGAGAGUGUGAGGGCCAUGGGUCUGGAUCCCCACGGAGACAGGCUCUUCCUGCUCCACCUGCUGGAGAUCUAUGGCUAUGACACCCUCCUGGUGUCAGAGCAGCUGUGCUGCAGUUGAGACGACAGAUGUAGAUUUCCGCCUUUCAUCACUGCUGGUUUUAAAGUGGGGUUGAUUUGCCUCAAGCAAACUUUGAGUGCUGCACUACUGGCUUCUUGGAAGUCUUCGGGACAGUUUGGAAUUUUUCUGGUAGAACUUUGUUUUAUUUUGUAUAUCCCCCGUGUGCUUCUUUUGUUCACCGUGGUUUUGCUCCUUCACAACCUGAUGGCAAGAGCAACAACAUCAGUCAACUCUCAAGUAUUAAAACCUAGAGUCAUGUGGUCCGUCCUACUUGAUAUAGCCUCAUGGAGGCUUAAGAUGGAUUACUCACCCAUGGCUGACUAAAAGUGAUGCUCUGGAUUGCAUACAGCUGCAGUAUUCCAACACUGAGACGCGUUUAAACGAUAUGGAUGGCAGGUCCAAACCCCAAGAUGAUGAUAAGAUCAAAUUAAUACUAAGGUGGCUUGAACUGUACUUAGACAUCAAGUUGAAUGAGACUGGAGUUUUUCAGUGAACAAAAUUUGUACUGAGGAUUGAUGUGUGAAAGAAAAAAAGAGAGGUAGCCAUCCUGUAAAUAAUCCUGUUUUUCUUUCUUUCUAAAUGUAAAGUGUGUCAGCGUAUGUGUGAUAUAGGGUGCGCCUCUCUGCCAGUGUUGCUUUCUUUGUAUCAAGUGCUGGAUUCAAACAUGUUAUUUCUAAGCAUCAAUGUCCAAAUCAGGGCCUCCUUUCUUGAUAUCUAACUUAUGUCACUACAAGCAGGUCAAACCCCUUUUGUCUUCAAGAGUCACUGCUGUUUUAACUUGCAUUGAAUGAGACAAAAUGACCAAGUUGUCAUUUAAUAUUAACAGUUAUUUCUGGCCUGAGCUAAGACCAAAUCAGAUUUUCUAAUGAUGUCAUUGUCCAACAGGCAAGGGUGACGUCCACGUGGACAUUGAAGCUAUUUCAUAUGGCUUAUUUGCACCGGUGCCGUCAGCUGGGCCUGCAGUUCAGAAGAUUAAGCUGUUACACAAAGAGCCAUGUUUAGUCUUUAUAUGCUUUUCUCAAAUGUCCAGUUGUGUUUGCAGCUAUAGUAUCAAGACUUCAGGGGCCAAGUUCAUAACUCCAAGUGAUUCUCUCAAUUCAGAGACACUGACUUGAUUUAUUUAACAGCUACCAUCUGCAGAAUAGAUAAUAGAGAAUUGUGUAAGACCCAAUACUAUAAAGUUUAAGCUCUGUACAUUUUGAAGUACACCAUAGCCGUGUAUUCUUUCAGCUUCGUUAACAGAGAGGUUGUACUUGUUGGUAUUUUACGUUGUGUAUUGCCGUUGGUGCGAGGUAUUGCAGCAGUGAUAUAAAAAAAAAAAAACAUGAUUCUUGGUUGUUUGGAAAGGAGAUGACAACCUUAUAGCUGCAUUUCUCAGAUGUUGGCCACUAGAGGACAGCAUAACUUAACUAUGGCAGUGACACAGCUAUUAGAUUUUAAUGGGUUUUAACAUGUAAGCUAAACAAGGGCUUAUCCAGCAAACACAAAGAAACCACAUUCAUGUGGAGUUGUGUUUUUUGUCUUUUUCCUUAGCUCUACUGUGGACUUCACCAACUCUGAGUAAAAUAGCUUUUAGCUGCAAGCUUUUCGACUUUUUUUCCACCAGCUAGCAGAUGUCAACAAUAACAAUGUCAGCCCGUUUACAGUGGUGCUCAUAAGUUUACAUGCUUUUGUUUCAGUUAUAAUCGCUGAUUUGAUUUGCAUUGAGAGAUGAUUUUAUGGAAAGUAUCCCGUGCCAAUCUCCAUUUAUGGUGAAGGGUAUGUGAUGAUAUGGGGCUAUUUUAAUUCCAAAGGCCAAGGGAACUUUAUCAGGAUGCAUAGUAUCCUGGAUCCAUGAAAUAACUGGCCUUUAAUAAUAAAAAUCUGCCUGCCUCUAUGGGAAUUUAACAUAUACUUAUUCCCCCCGUAUUUUAAAAAGGAAGAAAAUGUAUUUAAUUACAAUACAUUAUUUAAUCAAAAAGAAAAUUGGAGUCCUUAAAGGUUGGAUUUUACUUCAUUUUUUUUAAUUAAGGCAUUAAGAUCAAUUUCCAAAAAGGGACUUUUUUUAUUCCUCUUUUUAGUCAACUUAAGCAUGGGCAUGGAAACCUAUGAGCACCACUGUACCUCCAUAGAUCAGGUAUUUAGUUUGUGAUAGUCUGGGAAAUUCCUUUAAAGUAACCAUUACAUACAGUAACUGCAAUGUGAAAAUACAUGUACUCAAACAAGAGAAAUUCGGUUGCAAUAACAUCGCUUUAAGUCAAUCAUAUUGUUAAUUUGCUUCUGAAAUGUUUUUUUUUUUUUCUUCCUUUCUGAUUGAACCAACUAAGCUAAACUGAGGCUAAAGUGACUCCACACAAACUAAAAUCUAAUGUACUACUACAACAGACUAAUGGUAAUUUAAUGUUUUACUGUGAUCAUUUUGACCACUUUUUUUUUUUUUAAUGUAUUUUGUUUUAGUGGUUAGUAUUUUGGGGUGUAAAUAUUUCCUUGUUGAAACAUUAUCUGUGAAGAAAUGGGAUCAGUUGAAUGUGUUUUAUAAGGCAAUUAUGAUCCCACAGAGCCUCUGUGUUUCACUGAAACCCUCAUGCUAAAGCUAACCUCGGAGCACAUUUUUACGCCACAUUGCAUGGCACCUUAGACUAUGUGUACAGAGCUGAAGCAACCAUGUCUGUAGUUGAAGGAAUAGUCCGACUCAUGUUAAAAUACCUUCACUUUAUUUAUUUUACUGUAAACCAUUUUAGAAAUAAAGUGCAUUGCCACUUGUAAAGAAAACACAGUUCUCAAUCUGAUUAUUAACAACCUUUACAUUCCUAGAUUUCAUUCAUUUUAUCAAAUGUUUAGUUCAAAGCUACUGUCUUUAACAUCAAUGGACUUUCCUUUGGUCUUAUGUGAGUGUACAUACUUGUAAGAGUACUUUCCAUAGCGCCUGAUCUCAAACAUUCAGGAGUGGAUUACCUCGUUGCCAUUGAUGAUACAUUCCUCACCAGUACAUACGCUUCCGUCUUGGACAGUGCCGCUAAUGCCACAUGUGGAGCUACUGGUGGUGAAGUCAUAGCCAUUAGGCGUGCACUGCCUGCCUAUCACUGCAACUUUCAGAACCUUCAGCCAGCCCUGUUUGACGUCCAAUCUAUCACAGAA